AUGGAUCCCGAACAAGUGUCUAAACUUCUCGAGUUAGAAGACAAACUCGCCAAGAUUAGAGCUCAAUCCAGCUCGAAAUUGGAGAAUCAGAAGCACAUUGCAAUUAUAUUGGCAGCAGUUGAGGAAAACAUCAAUGAACAAGAUGCAACUAACAAGAACAUUGUCAACUACUUGAUUUCUUUCAUGUCUUUGCUAGAUCAAACGAUCGAUCCAGAAACGACAGCAAUCAAAGACUUGCAGUUGGCAACAUCAACCAUGUACCUACUGGAUAUUAUCUUCCAAUAUACUCCAAAGAAGAUGCUUAGAAGCAGAUUUGCUGAUAUUCUAACCAAAGUCGCACCAUGCAUAACCGACGAGAAGGCCAACGCUCCAUUAAUAAGAUCAGCAGUUGGUUGUUUGGAGUCUCUUUUGAUUGCUCAAGAUACACAAUCUUGGAAUAAUACCCAAAAUUUGAAGGUGACACCAAAGAGAGGUUUGGACGGUUUGCUAGAACUAUCUUUGGACCCAAGACCUAAAGUUAGAAAGAGAGCACAGGAUGCUAUUGCCAACAUCUUGAAGAAUCCUCCUCCAGGUCCUACUGCCGAACACGUUGCGGCACCAUCCAUAUCCGAAUUUGCAAUCAAUGCUUUGGUCUCUAUUUUGGAAGAAGCUGCUACUAUCUCUAAUAAAAAGCUAAGAGCCAUGGGGGGAUCCAAUGAACUAAAUUCAAGAAUCAUCCACGUUUUGAAGCUUCUCAGUAACAUCAUUGCUACAAACCAAUGGCCAACGGUACACGUUGAAAGAUUGUGUGAUUUACUCUUGGAAGUCUGUAAGACCUCGGACCAAUUCUUGGUUUCUAACUCAUUUAAGUGUUUCGAAACGCUAUUCCAAUCUAUGGCAGAAUCAUCAGUAUCGUCUGGUUUGGCUGAAAACAAGUUCAUGAGAGCCUUGGAAGUUAUCUUUUCCUUAAAACCAUCCCAAAACGACACCCAUUUAGCUGGCGCUUGGAUCGCUGUUGUCGCUAAAGGUAUUACUACAUAUGCCAUCCACGAUCCUUUGAAAUGUUUCGUCAAACUACCGGAAAUCUUUAGAACAUUAUCAUAUUAUCUCUCCAGCGAGUUGCCAGAUGUUUACUCUAGCGCUGCGCAAUGUUUAAUCGCCAUUAUCACCGAUGCUGUCAAAUCCGAAAUCCUACUUUUCCCACCUGCAGUUUCCGCUGAGCAGUAUGAAACUGUUGACGACGUCAUUCAAGAAUUAUCUGAAAUUUUCGUGGACUUGUUGUCCAUCAAGUAUACUCAUUGUGCCAAGUCAGUACUAAGCAUUCUUGCAGCUGCGUUCAAAAAAUUGAGAUACAGAGCUAAUCCAGAUUUCCUCAAACCUUUAGAAAUUGUUGGUGGUUGGAGAACUGAUGAGCGCAACUUUUUGGAUUUAAGGAAUGAAACAGAAUACGUCAUUGGUGCAGCCGUUGAAAGUAUGGGUGUGGAAACCGUUUUAGGAUGCCUACCCCUAAACUUGAUUAAUCACUCGCCAUCUAAACCAGGAAGAGCGUGGUUACUACCAAUUCUAAGGGAUUCUAUUAAAAACUCCACCUUGCAUACUUUCUUCACAGAGUUUUUACCACUUAUCAAGCAUUUCGAAUCUAAGUAUGAAAAACUAGGCAAAGAAUCAGUCCAACUAAAGGUUUUCCAAACAGUUGUUGAUCAAAUCUGGUCCUUGCUACCACCUUUCUGUGACAUACCAACUGAUUUAUCCACUGCUUUCUCUGAUGAAGUGGCUGCAGAACUAUCAGGGUUGAUGUAUUCUAAUAUUGAACUAAGAACCACUAUUUGUAAUGCACUUAAGACUCUUGUUGAGAGCAACUUAGCAUACCAGAAUGAUCCAACUUCUGAUCCUCUUCUAAUACAACAUUUCCCAGCUGAAAAAGCAACUGAGAGCUUGGAAUAUCUAUCCACCAAAUCGUCAAACUUGUUAGCUGUUUUGUUCAACCUUUACACACAAACUGCUCCAAAUGCUAGAGGUUACAUCCUUGAAACUAUAGAUGCUUACCUAAAAAUCACGAAAGAGGAAGAUUUAACUAACACAUUCAACAAUGUCUGUGGUCUUUUGAGUAACGCAUUCAAAGAAGAAGCAAAUAAAAAUAAGAAUGAAAUGUCUGCUACUUUACUUGAUCUAGUCAUUUCCAUGGUUAAAUAUGUUCCAUCUUCUUCAUAUGGUUCAUUAUUCUCCAUCUUCAAUACUAUUGUAAACUCAGAAGAUUCGUUGAUUCAAAAGAGAGCUUACCGUAUUAUCCACAAGCUCUCAGAAAUUGAAGAAGGUUCUGAUGCUAUCUCUAACUAUAUUGGGGAUAUUGAACAAAUCAUGUUGAAGAGUGCUUCCAGCGUGCAGACUUCAUCCAAAUCCGCAAGAUUGCAGGCUAUCAGAACUAUUGUUCAAUUAUUGCCAGUAGAUCAACUAAGCUUUAUCGUCCAAGUGGUUGCAGAAGUCAUUUUAUCUACUAAAGAUGUAAACGAAAAGUCUCGUGAAACGGCUUUCGGAAUCCUAAUUGAUAUGGCAAAGAAGAUGGAUAACCCCAACGGUAUAGUUAAACUCUCUCAAAUCCCUGGCUAUGACCCCAGCACACCUGAUCAACCAUCAUCUGUUGCUGAAUUUUUCAAGAUCAUGUCAGCCGGUUUGAUUGGUGAAUCUCAACAUAUGGUUAGUGCCACCAUAACUGCUUACUCUUGUUUGGUGUUUGAGUUUAAAGAUAGAGUUGAUACAGGUGUUCUCUUAGAAAUAUACGAUACCAUCGAAUUAUACCUCACAUCAAACUCUCGUGAAAUUGUCAAAAGUUCCAUUGGCUUUGCUAAGGUAUGCUGUUUGGGGCUAAGAGAUGAUAUUAUGAAACCUAAAGUUAAGGAAUUACUUCCUAAGCUUUUGCGUUGGUCUCAUGAGCACACUGGUCACUUCAAGGCUAAGGUGAAGCAUAUCAUUGAAAGAUUAAUAAGAAGAUUUGGAUAUGAAUAUAUUGAGGCUAACUUCCCUGAGGAAGAUAUGAGAUUGCUAGCCAACAUCAGAAAAUCCCGUAAUAGAAGUAUGCGUAAACAAACAGAAGGUGAAGAAGAGGGACCAGCUCAAGCUGCACCUUCUACGAAAUCUUCUAGAUUUAUGUCUGCAUUGGAUGAAGCAUUGUAUUCUUCUGAAGAGGAAAGUGAUGAUGAAGAGGAGGGAACCGGUUCUAAAAAUGAUAGAAGAAAGAAGGGUUCCAAGCAAUUCAUUGUUGAAUCGAAGGAAAAUCCAUUGGAUUUGUUGGAUUCCCAAACAUUGGCUCAUAUCUCCUCUACUAGACCUAAGACACUGAAUACUGGUAAGAGAAGGAUUGUUGAUGAUGAAGUCUUCAGCUUUGAUGCAGAAGGUAAGUUGGUUGUCAAGGAUGAUAAGAGAAAGAACAAUGCAGAAGAUCCAUUGGAAGAAAUCACUAGUGGUGUUAAUGCAUACCUAGAUGCUGUUAAGCAAGGUCCAGUUAAAGGUCAAAAGAACAGACUUAAGUUCAAGAAAGGUGCUAGAGCAGGAAACUAUGACGACUUCGGUGAUGACGAUGAUGAAGUUGCUCUACCUAAGCCCAAAUCUACUGACAAGGGCAGAAUUGGCAAGAAACAGAAUGGUAGAUUCAAGAACAAGAGAAAACUUUAA
Molecule: messenger RNA, 3648 nt
Organism: Kluyveromyces marxianus DMKU3-1042
Lineage: Eukaryota; Fungi; Ascomycota; Saccharomycetes; Saccharomycetales; Saccharomycetaceae
Gene: RRP12
Product: mRNA-binding protein RRP12
Exons: 1
Coding region: 1-3648 (1215 amino acids)
Source: RefSeq, a predicted model, not a curated record